UCAGAGUGUUUUGAGUGUUUUUUUUUUCGAUUUUUUGAAUAAAAAAGACAUUGUGGUGCUAGUGAAAAUACAAAACAGCUAGAGACAAAUUUAAGUAUAGUUUAGUUUUUAGUUUAAUUGUAGUAAUAGUUGCGUGAAUUGUAAUCAAGUACACAAUGACUGGAACUAUAUGCAGUGUGGCAAUUUGCAAAAGCAACGCUCAAAAAGCUAAGAGAGGAGGCGAGAAAAUUAAGUUUUUCUCUUUCCCAAAAAAUCCGGAAAUUCGCAAAGAAUGGGUUAGGAGAUGUCAUCGAAAGGAUAAAUGGGAUCCAAGAAACAAAAGGAUCUGCAGCAAGCACUUCACUGAUGGUGAUUAUCAGGACAGUCUGCAAGCAAAAUUAUUAAAUAUUCGACCAGAAAAGUUGAAACCCACUGCUGUACCAUCAUUGUAUCUUUUGCCACAAAGCACAAGUCAUCGAGGUCUCAGUAAAGGAGAAGAGAGAAAGUCCAUAAAACAGCGUAAACAAAUUGUAAAUGAAGUGUUGGAAACUGAAGAUGUACCAAUUCUAGACACUACGAGUGCUGAAAAUGCGGAGGUUGUUCCUUCCACCAGUUCUGAAUCGGAAGUGGAUAUUUUACGGAAAGAAAUAAAUACUUUGAUUAUGGAGAAUGAAAAGCUGAAGAAAUCGUUGAAGGAAAAGAACCAAGAAGUUACACAACUGCAACAGAAAAUUAGCGAAUUAGAGAGUCCUACUCGAAUAUAUGCGUCUAAUUGUGAAGAAAAGAUGAGAGAAGCCCUUUCGCAUUUUUUAACCCCAAAUCAGUUAGAUAUUGUUCUGCAAAAGAAGAAAAAAGCUCGAUGAACAACAGAUGAGUUAUCGCAAGCCUUCACUCUUAGAUAUUUUAGUAAACGAAGUUAUGAGUAUCUUCGGGAGAAACUUCAUUAUCCAUUGCCUGGGAUCUCAACUCUACAGCACUGGGCUACUAAUAUAAAUGUAAGGUUAGGUGUUUUAGAGGAUGUGUUAAGAAUAAUGGAUGUAGCGG
This is a messenger RNA of Tribolium madens (black flour beetle), 1023 nucleotides long. Its product is annotated as THAP domain-containing protein 5-like. The record is from RefSeq and is a predicted model, not a curated record. The transcript has 3 exons. The coding region runs from base 156 to 842 and encodes 228 amino acids. Lineage: Eukaryota; Metazoa; Arthropoda; Insecta; Coleoptera; Tenebrionidae.